AUGGAGACGCACUUGAAGGGGGAAGAGACUUUGAAGAGCCGGGUGAUCUCCCCGACGCCCUCCAGCCUUUGCCCCACAGAGUCUACAGCCGUAGGCUGUGCGGAGCUGCAUGAUCUAGAGGAAGAAGGAGAACAAAGACCAACGUCCAGGUGCACCGGUGAGGUCAGGAGCUGGACGCAGGUCAGUGAGCGCCUGCGAGGACUGUUCCAAGAGCUCGCUGAAGAAGACCUGGAGGACACCCACGAGGCGCCAGCGUCACCAUUUGGCAGCGUCCUGGCAUGUGGCACGCAGACUGACGCCCCAAGAUCGGUGGAGGCGGAUUUGUCAGAAGUGGAAAACGUGUCCUGGAGGGACUGGCAAGCCGUAGGCUCCCGCUUGGCGAAGGUCUUACGAAGGAUGUCACCCGAGGACUCCGAGGAAGAAGACGAGGCAGAACCAGAGCCGAUUUGA
Durusdinium trenchii is the source of this 450-nucleotide messenger RNA. The record is from the annotation of a GenBank genome assembly. NCBI's taxonomy places the organism in Eukaryota, Dinophyceae, Suessiales, Symbiodiniaceae.